Messenger RNA from Esox lucius (northern pike), 2237 nucleotides. It is a transcript of the gene cd276, whose product is annotated as CD276 molecule. Bases 280 to 1308 code for a protein of 342 amino acids. The record is from RefSeq and is a predicted model, not a curated record. The transcript is spliced from 9 exons. Lineage: Eukaryota; Metazoa; Chordata; Actinopteri; Esociformes; Esocidae.
AAGCCCGGUAUAGGAGUGGUUUGUUAGAAUCGAACGAAUCCUCCUGAUGUAACCUUUUUAAUACAUGUAGCUUAACCAAACAUAGCAGGCGUUAAUUAUUCAAGUCAAAAGAGACAACAUAACACUUUUAGCAGUUAUAUUGUUAGGAAAACGACCAAGGGUACGCACAACUCAUCAGAAUAAGAUCAUAUGCGAUUUUCUGUAACAAAUCACUGCCGCUGGAUGGUUGGUGAUUCAAAAGUUGCGUUCUCCUAACAUGAAGCCCCAACAGAAGCCCCAAUGCAAAGCUGUAAGGUCCCUCUAUUCCACCAGUGUCCCAAAGAUAUAAUCUCUUUUGAAACCAUGAAUGGCAGAUGGGUUCUGUGUCUGACAACGCUGACCCGUGGUACCGAGACCCCCAGGAAGACCAUGCUGUGCUACCUGCUGCCCGUGCUGCUGGCUGUGCAAGCUCUCGCCGUCCUGGAAGUGCAAGUCCCCGACCUGCCAGUGGUGGCGCUGUAUGGCAUGGAGGCCACUCUCAACUGUUCGUUCAGCCACGCCGCUCCCUUCAACCUGUCCGCCGUGAGUGUCUUUUGGCAGCUGACUGACACCAAGCGCACCGUGCACAGCUACUGGGGCGGCCAGGACCAGCUGGAAGACCAGGGGGAGAGCUUCGCCAACCGCACCAGCCUGUACGCCUCCCAGCUGGGCGCGGGCAACGCCUCACUGCUCCUGAAGGGGGUCCGGGUGGCCGACGAGGGCAGCUACACCUGUUUUGUCAGGGUGGAGACUCACGGAAGCGCAUCCCUUUUGCUCCAGGUGGCAGCCCCCUACUCCAAGCCCCUGGUAACCCUGGCGCCGGACUCCAACCUGCGGCCGGGUGAAGAGGUGGCGCUGACCUGCGUGGCGCACGGCGGCUACCCUGAAGUUGACGUGUUGUGGCAGGACGGGCACGGGCGCAACCUGACCGACAACGUCACCACCUCCCUGGUGGCCAACGAGGAGGGGCUGUUCAACGUGCGCAGCGUCCUGACCGUCGCGCUGGAGCCCAACAGCACCUACAGCUGCAGACUGGCCAACCCGCUCCUGGGCGAGGAGGGCCACGCGUCCGUCACCAUCACAGGUCAGAACAUGGUGUUUCCACCAGUGGCUCUGUGGGUCACAGUGGGCCUGGCUGUGUGUCUACUGGGCUUACUCAUUGCCCUGGCUGCAGUCUGCCACAGGAAGAUCAAGGAGAGCUGUGAGGAGGCCCGAGCAGCCAAAGAACUGGAAGAGGCCAAAGAACUGGAGGAGGAGUCUAAGACAGCCAUGACCCCCCUGAAAAGCUAAAGCCAUACGAACACAGGAGUGGGGAGGUAGGAGGGGAGACAGAGAUGGGUCUGGAAUUGAAUCCCACUACACCUAUCCAUCAAGGAAGAGACGGUUUCCACCGCGGCUUUCACACAACGCCCAGGCAUCAACGAGCUGAUGAGUCCAUCAUACUAUACCUACACAACCACGUCCUCCUGGGUUUCAAUAAAAAGACAUACACUUCAUAUGCCAUUACACCACUAUACAUUUCCCCUUUGCCUUUCAUUCUUUAAAGGAAGACUGUUGCAGUGUACAAAUGCCUCUGCGGUGCUCUGUUCAUUUCUGUGCAAUAUGCUAAGGAGAAAUUCCACUUGAAGACCAUAGGAUUUGACAGGCUUCCGGUCCCAAAGCCUGACAUCACUUCUCUUCACCCUGCAAAGAGAAGUUAGAAAGCUUGAGAGGUCCAGGAUCUAAUUUCUAAUAGGAAGUGAAGAGUUAAGAGAUGACCCAGCUGAGGAUGCCAUCAGUGUCUCUCUGCCUGGCUGCCAGAGAGGGAGUGUAGCUCUCACAUUACUUCUGGACUCACUAAUUAAUGGUUGCCCGUGGAGUAACUUGUACCUGUCAGUGUCUGGCUCUCUCGUAUAUUCAAUAACUUGAGGGAAUCGAAAUUGAGUGCCAGCUAAGCUCGAACAAACUGCAAAUGGUGCAUGGGGUACACCCUGGUUCUCUUAGUGACCUGACAGAAAGCCUUAUAUGUAAGAAAUUAUUAUUAAUGAACAUAGACUCUCAGCUACUCUUGACUGCCAAAGUAGAAUGUUUUAUGAAUUCCGAUGAUGGUUGAGUGGGUGAUUGUACAGUGUACAGGUACUCAAGCUAGUUUGUGUGCCAUAUGUCCAUGUACUUAUAAAUGCCAGAGCCUUCCAUAACCGAGUGCCUAUUUACAUUAAAGAGACAUUGUGAAAAUGUUC